GGUGACCCAAUCGUAGGCCAGCUUGUAGCACAGCUGAGUCUUCCCUACUCCGGUUGGGCCUUGUAACAUCAUAGUAUGCUGGUCGAGAGGCACUUCGACGUCAACUUGUGUUCGGAACUUUUCGGAAGGAGCUCGAUCCAACCGGACAACCUUCAAAGACACAGAGCAUACACCAUAAGAUUCCAUCCUUACCUGCAAAGGGAUAUCCAUGGUCUGCACGUUGAUCCCAAAGGUUUUCCAUACCAAAGUUUCACACGCCCCGGCGCCUCCACUUCCAGCACCCGCGCCGCAGUGGUCAGCCUGGGGUGCCUGGUCUUCAUGCAGCACGACGUGUGGCGAGGGACUCCGAAGGGGGACAAGAGAGAGGGGGCAGGAAACACAGGACGCGUCUGAGGAAUGCAGAGUCCAGGCGUGCCAGCAGGUGGUCCCUGUCAGAUGUACUGAGUGGUCUACCUGGGGCGAUUGCCACGCGCGCACUAAGAUGUGCUACCGGACACGCGAAAACGUCGCGGGAGAAACAUGUGAUGGCCCAAACUACCAGCGGUCAGGCUGCUCCCAGCAGAACUGUCUGGGUAAAGUCAAGGCUGAAGGGUACAAGGAAAACCUUCACAGAGAGCUGAGGCAACAUGACGAACAACAGGCAGAGGAGGCUCAGCAGAGCCAACAGGAAGCACUGGAAAACCGACUUAGUCAAGAGCAAGAGGAGGCCGAGGCAAAAGAUUAUCUAAACCUCUUCACCGAGCUGAAGACAGACAGCCAAAGUUCUUCGGAUGAAGAUUAUCUAAACCUCUUCACCGAGCUGAAGACAGACAGCCAAAGCAGUUCAAGUUCUUCGGAUGAAGAUUAUCUAAACCUCUUCACCGAGCUGAAGACAGACAGCCAAAGCAGUUCAAGUUCUUCGGAUGGAGGACUAAUUGACCAAUACUUCAACAAGGAGACGGGACGUUUUUUCGGCGAUGUAGAUACCCUUACCGGUUUGGACUACGUAUUGGAAAGCGAAACUGUCGAUGAGUGUGCCAGCAAGUGUCUGGAUAUCUACCCGAAAUGUUUGUCCUUCAACUACCGACCUGCCAACUCGGGUGAAGAAGAAGCAACAUCCAAAUGCUGGUUAGAAAAAGAAAACAAGGACACACACAUGGACAAUGAAGAUUGGGAGAAGUGGCCACAUCGCAACUACUACCAAAGGAAAGAUUUUUUGCUAUACUUCACCGAGAUGGAGGGUAAGUUUUUCGGCGACAGUGAUACUUUGAUCAAUGGGGGCUACGACAGCAUCUCGGCCGAAGAGUGUGCCCGCAGGUGUCUGGAGGGUUAUGGGGAUUAUGACGGUGUCAGCCCAGAAUGUAAAUCCUUCAACUACCGACCUGCCAACUCCGGUGAAUCAGCCAUAUUGCUGAAGCAACCAGCCAAAUGCUGGUUACACCGCGAGAACAGGAAAACACACCCGGACAAUCCUGAUUGGGAGAAUUGGCCACAACGCAACUACUACGAAAGGAAAGGUGCACCUCUCACAUUCUUCAAGGAGCCGGAAGGAAGGUUUUUUGGCGAUGCAUCGACUAUCAUAAAAACCUAUCACGCCAUCACUGUCGGUGAGUGUGCCCGGAGGUGUCUGAAGGGCUAUAGGGACUAUGACGGUGUCAACCCGAAAUGUAAGUCCUUCAACUACCGACCUGCCAACUCGGGUGAAUCGAACCCAUUAUCCGAAUGCUGGUUACACAGCGAAAACAAGUACACACACUCGAGAAGUCCUGAAUGGGAGAAUUGGGAACAUCGCAACUACUAUCAAAGGAAAGCUGCACAAGUGACAGCGGAGAGCGAAGUAGAACAAUUAGAGGAGGAAAUAGAACAAGCACAGCAAAGGAAUGAGCAGGCUCGGCAGAAACAGAGUAGACAGAGGAAUGGUCCAGGAGCGCAAAGGGAAGAGCCAGAGGAGCCAGUAGAUGAACAAGCAAAUGCCUUUGCCGUGUAUGGGCUGUGGUAUGGGGCAGCUCCAAGAGGAAGAGCCCCAUCGCUAGCUGCUUUCUGUGUGCUUGUAGCUGCCAUACUUCUCUUGACAUCGGCUCUCUUCUAGGACAUAGAGUCUCAAGAAAAAAUUAGCAAGCAUAAAUACAUCUAAAGACGCACUAGGUGGUUAUAGUUGUAGCUUAGAGUGACGGCAUCAGUCUUUAAGAGAACUUCGGGCUGUUCAAGUUGUCAUCAACGUAAGAUUCUUACUAUCUGUUGCUUUUACACAGUCACACACACACACACACACACACACACACACAUGCACAUCUACAUACACACAGUCUAUCAAUCUCAAGUAAUAAUUAUGACAUAUUGUAUAAAUUGUGAUUUUUUUCUAUUGUGUUCUUUCUGUAAUGUUUUGCUUCGACGUUUUAGAUCCCUACUGUCAUGUGUAUUGCUCAAAAUUGACAAUAUUUCUACUGUGCUUCAUGUAUAUUUACCUUUAUUGCUGUAAGUCUGAUGUUUUGGUGAACCUAAAGGUAUUAAAUGCGUGUACCAUUUAAA
Messenger RNA from Branchiostoma floridae (Florida lancelet), 2508 nucleotides. RefSeq lists its product as uncharacterized. The record is from RefSeq and is a predicted model, not a curated record. Bases 209 to 2068 code for a protein of 619 amino acids. The transcript has 14 exons. NCBI's taxonomy places the organism in Eukaryota, Metazoa, Chordata, Leptocardii, Amphioxiformes, Branchiostomatidae.